Messenger RNA from Phymastichus coffea, 8894 nucleotides. RefSeq names its product guanylate cyclase D. The record is from RefSeq and is a predicted model, not a curated record. The coding region runs from base 834 to 4931 and encodes 1365 amino acids. The transcript has 25 exons. Gene Ontology annotation, biological process: protein phosphorylation; receptor guanylyl cyclase signaling pathway; cGMP biosynthetic process. Lineage: Eukaryota; Metazoa; Arthropoda; Insecta; Hymenoptera; Eulophidae. Gene Ontology annotation, molecular function: guanylate cyclase activity; peptide receptor activity; protein kinase activity.
ACGCGCGUGGAAACCAGCGACCAGAUCGCUUUCUAAACCGGACAAACAUACGUACAAAGCAGUCCUCAUUUUUACGAGUUCAUUUCUAUCGCUUAAUCACCACAAUGGUCACUUUUUUACGAAUGUGUUCGAGUGACGCACGCUACUUUUGAUCAGUUUAAAAAAAAAACGUUUCUUUGUGGUUUAAUUGAAAAAAGAACCUGACUGCGAUCUGAUAUCGAGGCUACAGUAAACAGGUGGAUCUCAGUGCUGUAUUAUUUCCUUUCCUCUCACGGAUCAUCGGUUGGAUAAAUAAUAGUAAUGUCUACUCGUUUAGCUUGGACAAAGUUUCAAAAUGAGUACCAUUUGGCGAGUUAUUGACGCGGUAAAAUGCCGUUGGUCAGCACUUAAGAAAUCCGAUUAUACAACUCUCUAACUUUCUUAUCUCGAGUGCCCCGUAAAGAUUUCUAUUGUAUCGGAGUUUGAGCUCUUCUAAGAAUCAUCAUAUUCCUGCGAGAGAAGAGUACUGAUAAAUCCGAAAAGUGAUCAUAAUACAAAGUCGUAUAAUGGAAAUCGUGCGAAGCAUUACCGAGAUUGUUCCAGUCCUCUCAAAGCACAAAUUGUCAGUGAUUCUCUACGCUCAACUUUAAAGAGAAUAAAUCUCUGUCGUCAAGAGUAAGUUCGUGUGGCGUAGUGGCCCGCGAUCCUUCCUCUUUAAAGUGGAGAUAACUGCGAACUGGAGAAGAGAGAUGAGGCGACGGAGAACGCAGCCGUGGAUCAGCGGCUGAUCAGCAUUCGUCGUUUGCGGAGAAUUCGAAAGAGAAAAACGGUUGUGCGAGGGGGUGGCAGGGCCCAUGGCCCGGUGCUGGUGGCACCAGCGCUGGUGGUGGCUCCUGCUUGUGCUAAUAUCCAGGCUCGCCUGCGGCCAAUAUCCAGUCUCGUCGACGACUACCACAGUUCCACGGCAGCAAAGAGUCGUCGUUUUCCUGCGCGAGCAGUGCGACGGAGACCAAAACACUACGGAGCUGCUACGGCAACUUGCUCACGGAUAUACCUUGCCACCACUAAUUGACAUGGUGCCAAAAGACGAGAGCUGCGAGGAACGCUCGUGGGGCCUGGAAGGCCUUGUUCAGGCCUUGAGCCGCAAAACCACCAGAGCGAUGCUCGCUCAGCUAGACUACAACACUUGUGAGGUUGUCGCCAAGCUUGCUCACUUAUGGAACAAACCACUUGUCACCUGGACCUGCCCACAGAGAACAGAGGAGGAUAGGAAAUUAUCGUCGGUAGUGAGACUUUCACCAUCGCCAGUAGUUCUUGGCAGAUCGCUUGCCGAAAUAUUCCUGCACUUUCGAUGGAAGUCCGUGUCCGUAAUUGGCGUCGAUACCUCACCGUGGUCGAUGGUGGACAGAUCAGUAAUCGCCGGACUACGUACCAUCGGGGUCAUACCUCGGCAUCACGCCGUGUUACCAACGGACGCCGACACUAGGCAAAUACGCGCGGCUCUUACGCCACUGCGUGCCAUUCCCUGUAGAGCAAUAGUGGUGUGUCUGCCCCUUGAGGGUGAACUGCUGUCGCAAACUCUUGUCGAGCUGGACACAAUGCAAGACACGCGACUGCCAAGCGUCAUCAUCGUCCUCGUCACUAAUCCACCAGGGCCACAGCCGUUUUUACCAACGAUCAGUGAUCUACAAUCUGACAGUUACGUUGCCAGCAGUAACGAGACGAUGACAGACAAGACUGACAGAAGAUUCGUGCCGCCACGUGAUCUCAGUCGUACCAGCCUUGACAAUCUACUCGCUAUCGUACCCUUUGAUCAGAGGUACGACGUAGCGAGGCUACUGAACGGUAGCUCGAGCCUCGAGCCUGAGACUACGAUAGACCAUUUACGCGAGGCACUGGACUUUGUACUGGAUAUAAACGCGACUAGACUAAAUUCUUUCAAUAACAAGAUGUACACGUAUGGCUUGCUCUCUUACACCAGAGACAACGGCUGGCGGCCUCUGGUUGUCGUCAUUGAGUAUCCCGAUAGUCUUGUAUUGAAGGAGCUUGCCAACAAUAACUUCGCUGACGAGGAGGUAUUCGAUUUACUCUGCGACGAUCAGAGCGACUGCCCUGUGGAAAAUAUACCAGGAAUUUCUCUUCACACUGUACAUAUCGUAGCCAUUAUACUUGGUUCGUUACUUUUUGCAUUGACAGCCAUCAUAACAGCUGCCUUAAUAAGACGACAUUUGUUGAAAAAACGUAUGUCGAAGGGACCUUACAAGAUUAUUCUCACGGCCACGGACUUUGUCUUUCCCCAGAUCCCAGACGCCAGACGAGUUGACGAGGGAAUCGAAGCGAUGCUAUGCUGCUGGCUGCAACAGCUACAAGAGUUCGGCGGGCCGGAGGUGGAGAAACCCGAUCUUUUGCAGGGUAGUGUUGGCUCGUUACGUCCUCACCUUCAGGCGAGUAACGGCAACCUUGCACGACACUUGUUCAACGAUCCCCGCGCUCGCUAUAAUGGUGAUCUGGUUCAACUUAAGCAGCUUCCCGUUCAAGGCGCCUUCGAGCUCAAGAGUAAGGCAAUGGACGUGCUGGUCACGAUACACGGUCUUCGCCACGAAAACUUGAACCCGUUGAUUGGCUGCCUGACGGAGCCAAGUAGACCAUGCCUUGUCUAUGAGUACUGCUCGAGAGGUUCCCUCGAGGACGUCCUUGUGCAGGACGAGAUCAAGCUCGACUGGUCCUUUCGACUCUCCCUUCUAACCGACCUCGUUCGGGGCAUGAAAUACCUGCAUAGCACGCCAAUACGAACUCACGGCUAUUUGACCUCGCGAAAUUGCGUCAUCGACGCCCGAUGGGUCCUCAAAGUCACGGACUACGGACUUCCGGCAUUUUACGAAGCCCAAAAUGUGCAGUCAUCGUCAAAAACAGCCCGAGACUUGCUCUGGACUGCACCGGAGUUACUAAGGCACACAGGUUUGCGUAAGCGGGGCAGCCAGCCGGGCGACGUUUACAGCUUUGGCAUAAUUAUGCAAGAGGUGGUGGUGCGAGGAGAGCCCUUCUGCAUGUUCGCCCUUUCGCCCGAGGAUAUCAUCGAAAAAGUGAAAAAGCCACCACCACUGAUAAGGCCAUCGGUGAGUAAAGGAGCUGCGCCACCAGAAGCCAUUAAUAUCAUGCGUCAAUGUUGGGCUGAGAAUGCGGACAUGCGACCAGAUUUCAAUAACAUUUACGAGCUUUUCAAAAAACUCAAUCAUGGCAGAAAAGUUAAUUUUGUCGACACAAUGUUUCAAAUGUUGGAAAAAUACUCCAACAAUCUGGAAGAACUCAUUCGCGAGAGAACGGAACAGCUGGACAUGGAGAAAAAGAAAACAGAGCAAUUACUCAACCGCAUGUUACCAAGCUCGGUAGCAGAUAAGUUAAAGCUGGGAAACAGAGUGGACCCCGAAGAAUUUGGCGAGGUAACGAUCUAUUUCUCAGACAUAGUGGGCUUCACAACGAUCUCAGCAUACUCGACGCCCUUCCAAGUGGUCGAUCUGCUUAACGACCUGUAUACGUGCUUCGAUGCUACGAUCAAUGCCUACAAUGUCUAUAAGGUGGAGACGAUAGGUGACGCGUACAUGGUUGUCGGCGGUUGUCCUGUGAGAAUACCCGAUCACGCGAGUCAGGUCGCCACGAUGGCGCUGGAUUUGCUUCAUCAGAGCGGCAAGUUCAAGCUGAAGCAUCUGCCGAGAACGCAGCUUAGGCUCAGGAUUGGCCUUCACACGGGUCCGUGUUGCGCGGGAGUUGUGGGUCUGACGAUGCCCCGUUACUGUCUUUUCGGCGACACAGUGAACACAGCAUCAAGAAUGGAGUCGACGGGUGUACCAUGGCGCAUUCACAUGAGCCAGGCAACUAGAGACAAGCUCACACAAGCAGGUGGUUACAUUAUCGAGUAUCGCGGCCCUACGGAAGUCAAAGGGAAAGGUACCAUGAACACCUAUUGGCUACUCGGCAAGCAGGACUUUGACAAAGAGCUGCCUGUGCCGCCACCACUUGGGGAGGAUCACGGGCUGGAUGAGAACAUAAUCAUCGAAAAUCUACAAAGCUCGGAGCAGCAAGCAGAAGCCGAGUCGUCGAAUGUACCAAUUCAAGUAAGUACGCACCUGACGACCCUCAACUCAACGGAAGAAGAUAGUUCGGCCGAAGUGAGCGCCACGGUAUCGUUGCACGCCACGGGUACCGCUUCGCCGUCCAAGUACGCGUUGAGCGAGCAAUCGUCGAUAGAAAAACCAUCGAGUAGUCGUCGGGUGCCAGUCUCCGUGCACGACAAUCUCUCUAGCAACGAACCCUUCAAAGUAGAUACAACUGGUACGAGGUCUACUUCAGAUUAUAGCAGUGCUAACGUUACCAAAAGUACUUCCACUGACAAUCCCGUGACACUUGGCACACCAGUGUCAGCGACAGAAGUAGCAGCAGCUUUGUUGGGCGCCUCGUCGACAUCGAUAAACUCAAUGACGAGCAACGUGUUUAGUAGAAACCGUCCAAGACGAAUGGGUGGUGUCAUCGAUGAGGAUGACCUGAGUACACCUUACAAUCAUUACCGCUGUCUCUCGCCCAAUGAGCAUUAUGGAAAGGCGACGUUCGAGCAGCAGCCAGAGAAAAGCCUGCACGCGCGUCGCAAACUCGGUAGAUCGAGAAUCAAGUCAUUGGACAUUGAGUGUGGUCUGGGUGCUACAGCAGGCCGCGGACGUCUUCUACGUCGGCAAUUCAGUCUCGAUCGCGCCGACGAGCCAUCGACUUCGACUACGGCUACGGCAACCGUGGAGACGCAGCAGCACAGAACGGCACCGAGACUUUUCAAGCAAAAUAGCGCUGGUGCUGCCAAUGACCUGGAACGUAUUGAAGAGGUGCCAAGUACGCCCGGAGCUGGACAAGCUUAUCGGCACUCAGCCUCCGUUUCUCUGUCUGUCGAGUCACUAACUUUGCGUUGAAACAAGUGUAUGGAACGAUGAAUUUGGUUCGAUGCGAUAUAAAUCUACCUGGUGGAACGUUUGUCGCUCGGGCUAUGUUUUGUUAAUUUUUUUCUGCUGUGUGGGUCCUAUUAAAAUCACCGCAAGUACCAAGCUUUUUCAAUUUUCCUACUUUAUUGAUCAAUGCUUUUUUCUAGAAGCGUCUGAAAAUGUUCUUCAUCUAUAGACAAUCUUGUUUGCACGAUUAUUGAGAUUCGUGACGCGUUAAAAGCUCUCCAUAGUGCUGGCUUUCAUUUCUCGCCGCUGUGUAUUGAUAAUAAUAAUAAUAAUAAUGCAACGUCUUUGACGAAAAAAAAUUAUGAAAAGUUUUCAAAUAAAUUGAUUUAACACUAUAUUCUUUACACCAAAUGGCUGUAGUGAUUCUCAUUUAUCAAUUAUAUGAUCUUUUUUUUGCAAAAAUGCUAACUUAAGACAAUUAUGUAACACAAAUAUAACAAGAUCUUUUAGAAUCAGAUUAUUUUGUUAAUGAUCAAUACAAUACAACAGGAUCAUGAAAUAUUGUUGAUUAGUAAAAAAAAUGUUGUUUCACAGGGAAACCGAAACUCAUAAGUGUCUUCCAUAAAAGAUUUCAUUUUGUUUUCAUUAGAACAUCAAUAAUAGAUGUAUUCCAGAAGAAAUAUUAGAGCCAGAAAUUAACAGGGUAAAAAUCAUCGAAUCAACAAAUUCAAUAGAUCAAAUGAAAAUAUACAUCAUAAAAUUAGAAUGAACACAUUAGCAACAUCAUUAAAAACAUCAAGUAUGAGCAAAAAAAGCUAUCAAAGCUUAAAACCGCAGAAUAAAUUUAGCAGUAGUACGUUUAAAUGUUUGAAUAAUUAUUGAUUAAGAUUUAUGUUUUUAGUCAAUUUAUAUUUUACACAUUAAAUUGUCAAGGUCUCAAACAGUGCUUGAUUUAGUUCCUACUUAAUAAUCAAAUUGAGAAUUUUACAACAUAAUGCAUAUCAUAAUUUUGUAUCGAUAUCGAUUUUACUCAAUAUAACUGAAUGCAAUCGCAAGCUAUAAAUUCUAUACCAAUAAUCCAGAAUGCAAUGACUUUAUUAUUAAUCAAUUAUAAUGAUAUUAAUCAGUUGUGAACAUUGAAAAUUAUAUUUUAGGAAAAUAUCCCAUAAAAAUGAAUAUUCUAUUUUGCUACAACAUAUUCUGCUACAUUUUCACAUACAGUUGUAAAUAUAAUAUGGCUUAAUCUAUUAACUUUCGAUAUUUAGUAUCCUGUAAAAAUUCGCGAUUAAAAAAAUUCACUUAAUUAACUUAAAUAAAUAAAUGAUGUAAUCAAAAGUCGUAAACGUAUGUGACCAAAUAAUUAGUGUGAUUAGGCUAUAUAACACAAUUGGGAUUCAUUAUAUUAUAUUGUAAUAUUACACAUUAAUGGAAUUAAAAGAAAUAUUUAUUACUACUGCAAAAUAAUGUCGGAAUUUAACAUGAAUAAAUUAACGAAAUAAUCAAACUGCAUAUCGUUAUCUGCUUGCUGGUUUAGGAGUGCAGACAAUCAUAUGCGGUUUUAUUGUACACACAAAUCAUUGUGCAGGGUAACAUAGCGUGAGAAUUGAUAGACGAUAAUUCACGCUAUGUUACUGUGCAUAAUAGUUUGUAUGUAUAAUAAAACCAUGCACAAUUGUCCGGGUUUUUAUUGAUAUAAUUUAAUAUAAUAUCAUCAAUGCAUGAAAUUUAUCAUAUGAAUAUGAUACGCAAUAAAAUGUUUAUAAGUCUUAACUACCAAUACAUUAAAAAACGUGAGAAAAAUUGAAUCAAAUAUAACUUUAUAAAAAUGUGUAGAACGAUAUACAUUAUAGAUUGGUAAAUUGAACUGUCAGUCCAAGAGAUAAUAAAUAAAGAAAAUAAGAACAUUCAUGAAGAUACAUUGCGAUGUAUUAUCGCGACGUAUUAAAUAAUAUACAAAACUUUCUUUUAAAAAAUUAAACUGCCCUUCAAUGAUUGUCCCACAAACACAAUGUAAAAUAUAUAAUUGGUAUUCUAGAAUAUAGUUAUUCCGAAAUGUCAUGAUAUUUUAAAAACUAGUCAUUCUUAUAAAUUAAGCAUGUAAGUAAAGAUUAAUCAAAUCGCUGAGUUGUAAGAAUUAUUCUACCUGAUUAAAUUAAAAAAAUAUAUAUUAUUUUUAAACCUAAACAUAGAAUAAAUAAUUAUAAUACAUGAUUAACGUUCUCAAUAAUACAUAAUAAAAGUAGUACUUCGACAAUUAAUAAGUGUGUAUUUACUUAAUGUCAAAUGGAGUUUCGCGCUAAAGAGCAAACGAAGAGUAAAAGAAAUGCGCGGAAGAGAAAAUGACAGGAAUGAAUGUGCCAAUAACUGUGCAUAUGAAAACACCUUUUUUCUAUCGGCCUAACUAUGUGACAUUACAUAUAAUAAGUAAAACUCUGUAUUUUAAUGAAUGGUUAUGAUAUUGAUGAAAUGUUUGAAAGUUAAGUUGUUGAAAAAUCAGUAGAGUAUUGUACAUGUUUUCGAUAUGUUAGCAAUAAAUCCGUAAAAUAGUAUGAGGAAUUUAUGCAAAUUAUAAAUCUGAUUAAUUAAACAUAUAUAAUUUUGAUGACUAUUGAAUAAAUUAUUUUAUAAUAUCUGACAUGAAAUGUUUCAAAGACAAUCACAAAAUCGAUAUUGGAAGUUUUUCGAUUUUAUUACUAUUCUAGUCAAAUUAUGAUCUUAUUUUACAUAAAUACACUUUUACCAUGUAUGCUAUAAUUUUAGAGAAUUUAAUCUAGCAAUUUUGUUAUUUAAUUAUUUAUAAUAAAUAUUAACAACCUAUUUAUAAUUAUCGAUGGUUUUGAUCGUUUAAAUAAAUAAAAUUAACGAAAGUUUAAUAUCUACAAUUUGUUUGUAACAUAUUUUUAAAAAAAUCUAUUUUAGACAAAAGUAGCCAAAUCACUAUAAUUUGACAAUGAUUAUGACACAAUAAAAUUUAUUAAAACAAUUGAUAUUCGAAGUAUUUAACAAAGAAAAUUACGUGACAAUCGUCUAAGCACGAAAAGUGUGCGAUGAUCGUGAUAAAAUGCAUAGUAAAUAGUCACACUUACCAUAUACAAACUCUCGAAGAGAUGAUUUUUCUCAAACAUGAUGUGAUGCAUUUAAAAAAACUGUAAUUAACGGUAAAAAUAAUUAUCAUCUUAUUCAUAAUAUUGUAGUAAAGUCCCUUUUAUAGAGUUUUAAAGCAUUUAUCUGUAGAUAUAUUAAGUUAAACGAGUUGUAAAUUUCAAAUCUAUUAUAAAAGAUAGAAUGCGCCACAAGAAAUAUUGUAUAUUACUAUACUAAUAAAAUUAUAAAACUUUUAGAAGUAUACUAGAAUGUAUUUUUUUCAAUUAGUAAAUUUGAAUCAAAUAAUUUGAUGGAUUACAUUAAUUGUAAAGAAUAUUUUUGCAUUCUUUAGUUAGAAAAAAAUAUACUGCAAACUAUAGAUAUGAAUAUUUGUUAACAUUAUACGCAUAUACUUAAAUUAUUCAACCCAUAAAUUAAAAAUAAUCAAACUUGAAUUCUAGUAUAUUUUUGAAAGUAAUUUUUGCAACGUGUGUUAAGGUGUUGUUAUAUGGUAAUUAAUGUUGAUGAUAUAAAAAUUUAUGUAAAUAAUCCAUUUUCUAUAAGGAGUGAUGGUCAAAAAGCUUACGAAACAAUAGAAAAAUAAUAAGUUUGCGGCGGGUUCCGCAGCAUAAAUGAUUGAAAACAAUAUAUAGAUAUAUAAUAUUGGUGAACACGACGUUGAAACACGUCUCUAGAUCCUAAUAAAUUUCGUCUUAAUUCAAAAUCGAUGAUUAUUUAUACGAAACAAAAUUCGCUUUACGGUUAAAUGUUGAAUGUUGACAGAAUUUAUCUUUUAUUGUAAAACUAUACACAUCAUGUUUAUCCGCCGAAACCUGAACGUUUGUAAGUUGAGCUGUUCAAAUCCUACAAUAUAGCAAUAAAGAAUCGUACAAAAAAUUCAUA